AUGCCUAUCGACGUAACACCCACACCUAUCUACCCUCACUCCCUCCCACCAGUGUCAUAUCAUCGUGGAUGGUCCCUUAUGCCAGCAACAGGUCCAGCUCGAGUCAUCGACAUCCUUCCUCCCAAACCUCACAUGCCCGGUUCGGUCUUACCUAACGGUCUGAGGAACCCCUGGGCACCUUAUUCGGGCGAGACCUACAUUCCAGCCUCAGAGAGUGUGAUGGCUAUGCAAAACCAAGUAGGGGGGUCGGUGAUAGCUGGAGGGGGAAGGUCGAUGGCAGGCAGAUCAGUCAUUGCUCCGUCCUUCGCAGGCAGCGGAAUGACAAUGGGAAGGGAAGAUGAUGGAUGGAAUGGAUCGGUGGGGAGGAACCAUAUGGCCCAUGCACCUGAUCCAUCCUCUGUCGGAGCUAUUGGUCCAACACCUGCGGUAGGUUCCAAUGGAAGUCAGGCGGGGUGGAUGCCAGCUUCAUGGGGGAAUCAUCAAAGGAUGACACCUACCAUUGCAAGUGGUCUAGCACACAGUGAAGUUUACCCUCCAUCACCUACCGUAGGAUAUGGUUACAACCAACCUUUUCCACCUAGACGAAGAAGGGGUAGUACGGGAGUAGGAGUGAAUGAAUGUGAGGAAUGUCAAUUGACUAGAUCCCAAUCACAACCUACGAGACAUACUAGGAAGGUAUCGUUUUCCACAGUUAAUAAUAGCCCAAGUCCCUUAAGAAAGCUUUAA
Messenger RNA from Kwoniella botswanensis, 726 nucleotides. RefSeq lists its product as uncharacterized. The record is from RefSeq and is a predicted model, not a curated record. The coding region runs from base 1 to 726 and encodes 241 amino acids. Lineage: Eukaryota; Fungi; Basidiomycota; Tremellomycetes; Tremellales; Cryptococcaceae. The transcript has a single exon.